Penicillium antarcticum is the source of this 588-nucleotide messenger RNA. RefSeq lists its product as uncharacterized. The transcript has a single exon. Lineage: Eukaryota; Fungi; Ascomycota; Eurotiomycetes; Eurotiales; Aspergillaceae. The record is from RefSeq and is a predicted model, not a curated record. The coding region runs from base 1 to 588 and encodes 195 amino acids.
AUGUCCGAUCCAAGCGCCGAGCUCCAAUCCACCCUCCGCAACCUAUCCAUCGGCGAAAAGGGACCGGUUCCAGACAUCGCCCGCCCAACAACGAAGACAACAGAGCCCAGCACAGAAAGACCAACCACCAAGAAAGCGAAACCCAUCGCAGACUCCUGGGAAGACGAGGCAGAUUCAGCCUCAGCCUCAGCCUCAGAACCAGAAUCGGAAUCGGAAUCAGAUGCCCAACCCCGCGGCGAGGACGGCGUUCUCUCGCCAACUCUCAGCGCAACAGAGGGUCCUCUUGAUCCGCCCCCAACACCUAUAUCCCCACAAACAUCCAAUCCAUGGGCUGCUGCCAGUGCUAGGGCAGCAUCACCUGCGGCAAGGGAUGGACCUGCUCGACGGCCUGAGAAGCAGACUGCUGUUGCGUCGCGGUUGAUUGCUGGUGCGUUGGGGAUUCGGGCGCCGAAGAGGACUGAGGAGCAGAGGGCUUAUGAUCGGUCUGUUAAGGAGCAGGAGAUUCGACGGAAGAAGAAGGAGAAGGAGGAGGAGGCUAAGGCCCAUGAGGAGAAUGAGAAGGCCAAGCUUGCUGUUUGGGAUAGUUGA